This is a messenger RNA of Sorex fumeus (smoky shrew), 2580 nucleotides long. It is a transcript of the gene TET2, whose product is annotated as tet methylcytosine dioxygenase 2. Gene Ontology annotation, biological process: myeloid cell differentiation; positive regulation of transcription by RNA polymerase II; oxidative demethylation. The record is from RefSeq and is a predicted model, not a curated record. Gene Ontology annotation, cellular component: nucleus. The transcript has 9 exons. Gene Ontology annotation, molecular function: DNA 5-methylcytosine dioxygenase activity. Bases 129 to 2165 code for a protein of 678 amino acids. Lineage: Eukaryota; Metazoa; Chordata; Mammalia; Eulipotyphla; Soricidae.
AGAACACCCACCAAGCGAACAGCUGGCCCUGUUCUUAAUACUUUCCUAGAGUCACCUUCCAAAUUGCUAGACACGCCUAUAAAAAAUUUAUUGGAUACACCCAUCAAGACGCAGUAUGAUUUCCCGUCAUGCAGAUGCGUAGGUUUGGCCAGAAGGGUAAAGCUAUUAGGAUCGAAAAAGUCGUCUAUACUGGUAAAGAAGGCAAAAGCUCGCAGGGGUGUCCAGUGGCUAAAUGGGUGAUCCGCAGAAGCUCCAGCGAGGAGCAGCUGCUGUGCCUGGUGCGGGAGCGAGCCGGCCACUCGUGCGACGCGGCAGUGAUCGUCGUGCUCAUCCUGGUGUGGGAAGGCAUCCCGCGGGCGCUGGCUGACCGCCUGUACACGGAGCUCACCGAGUCGCUGGCCCAGCACGGUGCUCACACCAACCGCCGCUGUGCACUCAACGAGGAGAGAACGUGUGCCUGCCAAGGGCUGGACCCCGGGACCUGCGGCGCCUCCUUCUCCUUCGGCUGCUCCUGGAGCAUGUACUACAAUGGAUGUAAGUUUGCCAGAAGCAAGAUCCCAAGAAAAUUUAAGCUGCUUGGGGAUGACCCAAAAGAGGAGGAGAGGCUGGAGUCUAACUUACAGAAUCUGUCCACACUCUUGGCACCCAUUUAUAAGAAACUUGCACCUGACGCCUAUAAUAACCAGAUUGAGCAUGAGAACCGAGCCCUGGAGUGCCGGCUGGGUCUGAAGGAAGGCCGUCCGUUCUCGGGGGUCACUGCAUGCCUGGACUUUUGUGCCCAUGCCCACAGAGACCUACACAACAUGCAAAAUGGCAGCACGCUGGUGUGCACACUGACCAGAGAGGACAACCGGGGCGUCGGGGGCAAGCCGGGUGACGAGCAGCUGCACGUGCUGCCUCUGUACAAGAUCUCAGAUGUGGAUGAGUUCGGGAGUGCCACGGCCCAGGAGGAGAAGCAGCGCAGCGGGGCCAUCGAGGUGCUGAGCUCCUUCCGGCGCAAGGUCCGGCGGCUGGCCGAGCCCGUGAAGACGUGCCGCCAGAGGAAGCUGGAGGCCAGGAGAGCUGCGGCCGAGAAGCUGUCGGCCCUGGAGAACAGCUCAAGAGCCAGUGACAAGGACAAGGCGGCCGCUGCCCGGGCCAAGCCGAGCGAUAGUGCCGCCCAGGCGAAGCAGCUGGCAGAACUGCUGCGGCUCCCAGGACCCGGCGUGCCGCACCCCGCGCACCCCGCGCAGCCUGAGGUCACCUCCUACUCCAACAUGUACCUGCGACGGCCGCCCCCGGCCGGCCCCUACCCGGGCGCACCGCCCGCCUCGGACCCCGGCCACCUCUACCCCGGCGCCAGCCCCACGGCGGGCUCCUACUUGAACACUUCCGGCCCGCUGAGCCCCUACCCCGGGCUCUUGCAGCCCGGCCCCCAGUACCCCGCCUUCCCGUGCAACGGGGGCCUCCCGGGGGACGCCUGCGGGCCCUACGCCGGUGCCUACUCGCCGCCCGCGCCGCCCACCGAGCUCUACGGCUACCCCGGCCAGGACGCGCUGCCCAAGCUGCACCUGCCGCCCUUCCACACGCUGUAUCAGGCGCGCCUGGCGGGCGCCCGCGGCUUCCUGGGCUGCCCUGCACCCCCCUUCCCCGCGCCCGCCGACGCGCCCCCGCCGCCCCCGCGCGCGCCGCCCGCGCCGGACGCCAAGGCCGACGACGCGGACGUGUGGUCCGACAGCGAGCAAUGCUUUCUGGAUGGCGACAUCGGCGGCGUGGCCGUGGCGCCCGCACACGGCUCCAUCCUCAUCGAGUGCGCCAAGCGCGAGCUGCACGCCACCACGCCGCUGCGCGAGCCCAACCGCCAGCGGCCCACGCGCAUCUCGCUGGUCUUCUACCAGCACAAGAGCAUGAACGAGCCCAAGCACGGGCUGGCGCUGUGGGAGGCGAAGAUGGCCGAGAAGGCGCGCGAGAAGGAGGAUGAGGCGGCGGGCACCGAGCCGGGCCGCGCACACGGCCGGAGGGCGCGCCGGGAGCCCCCCGACGGCCACGACCCCGCGCCGCCCGCCUACCUCCGCUUCGUGCAGGCUCUGGCCGCGCGCACGCUGGCCGCCACCACCGACUCCACCGUCACCACGGCGCCCUACGCCUUCACGCGCGUCACCGGGCCCUACAGCAGCUACAUCUGAGCCGGGGGUCCUCCCGAAUGGUGCUAAGAAAUCACGGUGUCUUGACAGUCCAGUUCAAUGCCUUUCCCCCGUCCCGAUGCUGUUCGUGUGGUCGAGGGGGCACGCCCCAGGCCCCCUUCCAACCAAGUGUGCGUCAUUACCUGUCCCUGCAGUGUACGUCAUCGCUGGGUCCUGCAGUGUUCGUCAUUGCCAGGUGAUGCAGUGUGCGUCAUCACCAGGUGCUGCAGUGUGCGUCAUUGCCCGUCCCUGCAGUGUGCGUCGUUGCCCCUCCAGCAGUGUACGUCAUUGCAGGUCCUGCAGUGUGCUUCAUUGCCCGUUCCUGCAGUGAGCGUCGUUGCCAGGUGCUGCAGUGAGCUUUCAUUGCCUGUCCCUGCAGUUGCAUCAUCGCCACGUGCUGCAGUGUGCGUCAUUGCAG